Molecule: messenger RNA, 909 nt
Organism: Chanos chanos (milkfish)
Lineage: Eukaryota; Metazoa; Chordata; Actinopteri; Gonorynchiformes; Chanidae
Product: amine sulfotransferase-like
Exons: 6
Coding region: 1-909 (302 amino acids)
Molecular function (GO): sulfotransferase activity
Source: RefSeq, a predicted model, not a curated record
AUGGCACAGCCAGAGUAUAACCUCCUUGGUGACAAGCUCUUCUCUUACAGAGGAAUGGUGUUUCCUGUCAUUGAGUCUCUAGACUUAACGACGGAGUACAUAGAUAACUUGGAACACUUUGAAGUUAGGGAUGAUGAUGUUUAUCUCGUCGUGUUCCCGAAAUCCGGGACGGUGUGGACUCAGUACAUUAUCACUCUACUUCAUGAUGAGGACUUUCCUGACAUGGCAGAGAUCACCACCUGUGAGCGGAUGCCUUGGCUGGAAUUUCCAGGGAAGGGGAAGGGGAAGGAGUACUGCAGCAGACCCUCCCCCAGAAUCUUCUGCUCCCACCUCCCUGAACACCUCGUUCCCAAGGAACUACAAAAAAAGAAGGCUAAGAUUAUCUAUGUCGCUAGAAACCCCAAAGAUGUCAUGGUCUCUUAUUUCCACUUUAAUAAAUUCAUGAAGAUUCUGGAACAAACAGAAACCUACGACGAAAUGCUGGAGAAAUUCUUCUGUGGACGGAUGCUUGGGGGAUGCUGGUUUGAUCACAUCAGAGGAUGGUACAGAAAUAAGGACAAAUACAACAUCCUGUUCCUCUCUUACGAGGAGAUGAUUAAGGAUCUCAGAUCUAAUGUCGUGAAGAUUUGCGAAUUUCUGGGGAAGAAUUUAUCAGAUGCGGCGAUCGACAAAAUAGUGGAGAGAACCACCUUUCAGAACAUGAAGAAUGACCCAAAGGCUAACUAUGAGUUCCUGUCGGAUAACAUCGCGAACCACUCCAAAGGAGCGUUUCUUCGCAAAGGUACAGUUGGAGACUGGAAGAGAUCUUUGACUGUAGCUCAGAAUGAGCGUUUUGACCAGGUCUAUCAGGAGAAGAUGAAGGACUGUCCUCUGGCUUUCAUCUGGGAUAUUUCUGAACUCCACGGAUGA